Messenger RNA from Oldenlandia corymbosa var. corymbosa, 1874 nucleotides. The record is from the annotation of a GenBank genome assembly. NCBI's taxonomy places the organism in Eukaryota, Viridiplantae, Streptophyta, Magnoliopsida, Gentianales, Rubiaceae.
CUCUAAGAUACUAGUUUUUAGUGCUUUGUGGUGUAAUUCGGUCGAAUAGCAUACAAAUUUAUAGUGUUUCCAAAUUUCGACAAUUAGGUUUUGCACGUAAUCAUCAUAGGCACAGAAUUUAUUGAAGAUUAAAUGAUGAAUCAAUUCCCUAUUUUAGCAGGAAGCAAGAAUAACGAAUGUAGACACGUUUAUACAAAAAAAAAAAAUGAUAAUUGCGUGAUUGAUUAAGCGGAAUGUAUAGCUGUAGCCUGUAGUAUAUUGAGUGAAUUUGAUAUGAUGAUUAAAUUUUGGCCGGAUAAUGAUGCCAUUAAGUUUAGGUUAUAUAUACAUUUUUUUUAAUAUCUCUUAAUUAUGAAAGAUUACAAAAAUUUCCAUGUUUAUGGUUUACAAUCAAAUUUAUCCGAGCUGUUGCAGUCAAGCACGAGUUUAAAUUAUUUUUUCAUUAAUGGAUACAAUUUUUAUUUGUAUACAAAUUAACAUAUUAGUUUAAUCUAAGAGAUUGAUUGAAGAUGAGAUUUUUGUUUUUCAUCCACGUUUUCACUUUCGGCAGCCAAGAAAAAUUGUAUUUGCCCCGAAGCUCAAAUGCUCUCUCACCUACCAGAAUUUCAAUCAUACUCUGGCGGGAGAUGGACAGAUGGUUGUCACAUUUUGCUGACACGGGUCGUGUUUAAAUGACUUCCUUCAUAUCCAAGAAUAAAGGAGGGAUCAAAUUUUCAAAAUGGAAGAAGCUGGAUUCGGGAGAGUUGGGGAUACACCAAUCGAUGAUGCCAAAACUGUUAUCAAAAUUCUUCAAAGGGCAGAGCUGCUUGUUCAAUGAUCCUUUCCCCCACAAAACCUGUGAUUAUGACAAUGCUCUUUCAGAUUUAAUGUCAUCAAAGCUCCGGACAUUUAUACCAGCCCAAGUGUCAUUUGAAGAAGCCUGUGGCAACCUGGCCAGAACUAGAAUGCUGGAGGAGGAGGUAAUUAUUGUUUUGGGCUUUUCCCCCCUAUCAACAUCAAUGAUUGCUCAAACAUAAUCUGUUUUCACUUCAGUUGGACUUGAGAAUCUGUACAUUUUGGUUGGAUAAGUAUGACUGAUGAUGACCUCAUUUCUAAAAGACUAACUGCACUUUAUUCAAUUUGGAUGACUGUUACAAUCUCAAUGCAAGUUUUAUAGUAUUAGGAUGGUACCUCAUUUAGUGACAAGAUACAGGAAACCCUUCCAUUUUAUCUCCUUUGCAAAUGGAUUUCUUAAUGAGCAAGUACAUUUUUUAUUUAUAGCUUCAUAGUGUAAAACCCCAUAGUUGCAAAUCAUUGAAAAAAGUGUUAUCUUUGGGUUUGGAAACCAGAGUAUGUGAAAUUAUUAUGUAAACACUGGUAAUUCUCGUCUCACUCAUGAUUUGAUAACAACGGGAGCAGGUGACAGCCUGGGAUUUAGAUAUGUUGAUGAACCUUUUCGGUGGGCUUGCACUGGACGCCUGACAGCCUCAAAUCGAUCUAAUGCUUGCCAUUUUUUGUUUUUCUUCUUGGUUUCAUAUUUAUAUUCAGCUCACCUUGUCAUUGAUGCUUUUUUAUGAUGAACCUGCUCUGCACUACGGACUUUGAGAACUUCGCGAUUCGCCAUGAUUCAACACUGAAAAUUGAAUUUAAACCGGUAAAAGAGUUCGAAACUGUAGACGGUAGAAAUAUACGGUAGGUUUUCCACAGUAUCUAGCCUAUGGCUCUGAUAACAUGAAGAGCUCCGCUAGGGUUUGAGGGAAGGAUUUCAUCAUGAACAGAGGAUCAGAGAAAAAGGAGUAAGAUAGACAUAAAAUUUGAAAUUUGUACUUAAAAAUAAUAUUCCAAAGACAACGGAGUACAAAAUUUCAAAUUCAAUAGAUAUUAUAUUUUGCGAC